ACAAACUGUCAUGGACCAAUACAUCCAAAUAAACUCAUAAAAAUCCACAAUUCACUUCACACCUUACAAAUCACAACUUGAUCAUCUUCAACAAUCCACCAAAAAUCGCCAUGGAUCGAACCGAAGACGAUAUGAAACACGUCGGGUUCUUUGGCAUAUUCAACCAAUCAUUCAAAAUAAUCUUCUCAUGGAACAAAAUUUUCGCGCAAAUCACUCUCGCCUUCAUCCUUCCUCUCGCAAUCUUCUUCAUACUUCAAAUGGAAAUCUCACACCAUUUCUUUUGGAAAAUCGACAACAACACGAUACCAUACCAUACCAACGAUAAGCGCGAAGCAACCACCAAGGACUGGCUCUACUACGCGCUAUUCACAUUCGCAUACUUCAUUAUCCUCCUCAUCCUCUCUGUCCUAUCUACCGCUGCGGUCGUGUUCACCAUUGCCUCCAUCUACACAACCCGUGAAGUCGUUUUUCAUAACGUCACGAAAGUCAUUUCGAAGAUAUGGAAACGACUUUGCAUCACUUUCGUAUUCAUAUACAUUGCGCAAUUCAUCUACGAUGUAAUUGGCGGUGUUGCUUUGGCUAUUCCUAGAGCUAUAUUCGGUUAUUCGGGUUUAGGCGGAGUGGUUAUAAUAAUUAUUUUGAUUUUAUACGCGUACGGGUUUUUAUACUUGAUGGUUGUUUGUCAACUGGCUAGUGUUGUUACUGUUCUAGAAAACAUUUAUGGAUUUAGCGCGUUGAAGAAAGGUAAGAAUCUAGCGAAAGGGAAGAAGGCGGUGGGAAUGGGAAUUGCGGUCGUGUUGAAUGGGAUUUUGGUAGGUGUAAUUAUUGUAUACUUGUUGUUUGUGGAAUACGGACAUGAAGUGUAUAAACUGGCGUUGAUUUGGAGGGUGGUGAUUGGAAUAGCGUGUGGACUUAUGCUAUUGGUGUUGUUUUUGAUGUUUAUUGUGACUCAAACGGUGUUUUAUCUGGUGUGCAAAUCGUAUCAUCGGGAAGCGAUUGAUAAGUUGAGUUUAUCGGCGUUUUUAGGUGCUUAUAUGGGGGAGACGCUCGUGUAUCCUAGACCCGGAGAGGAGAUUCAACUCGGACGCCCAUAACAUCCGUCUCAACAGGUUUGAAAUGGUUGUUGGAUUGUAGUUUUUGCAUAUGUUGUUGUACUCUUAAGGUUUGAAAUGGUUGUUGGGUAUUGUUUUUUAA
Molecule: messenger RNA, 1194 nt
Organism: Helianthus annuus (common sunflower)
Lineage: Eukaryota; Viridiplantae; Streptophyta; Magnoliopsida; Asterales; Asteraceae
Exons: 2
Coding region: 111-1094 (327 amino acids)
Source: RefSeq, a predicted model, not a curated record